Peronospora farinosa is the source of this 2865-nucleotide messenger RNA. NCBI's taxonomy places the organism in Eukaryota, Oomycota, Peronosporomycetes, Peronosporales, Peronosporaceae. The record is from the annotation of a GenBank genome assembly.
AUGAUGCUUUUGCCGGUCUUUGAACGCUUUGCUGAGCUUGGAUGGCAGCCAUUCGUCGAUCCUGCUGAGACUUUUGAGUUCUUUUCCGUCUCUGGCGUCUUUCAUCGUGCUAAUGUGGAUAUUUCAUUGCAUACAGGACAAUCUAAUGCUCAUAUUCUCGUGCAACGAAGCGCUCUUUUUGACGUGUGUUUUCAGAGUGGUCUUGCGCAUCUGGUAGUGGCUUAUAUUCGUGCUGAGGAGCCACACUUGCAGCCUGAAGAGGCUUUUACUGGUGUGAAAAAUUACGUAUUAAAGGAACCAAUUGCAGUCCAGCAAUGGGCACGUCAGCGUCUCGAUUUUAUUGAGCACAAGGUGGACGAGAUGGUAAAUGAGCAACAGUGUAGUGGCCGUGAGACGCCAAAGACGGAAAUUGUGGACGAGGAACUGCGACAUUUGAAUGGAUUGCGCAUGAUUUUGAUUGCACUUACAGAGAGACUAAAAGAAGGUUCUUGUCAGGCUGCGUGCUGCUUUAAUAACGCGGAUGCAGAGGACAAUAUGGUGGAUAAGACGGAGCUCGUUCGAUUGACGACUGCAGGUAUUCAGAACUUGUUGCAAUUACUUUCUCGCACUCAGAGUGCAGCCUGUGCUUGCAACUGCAUGUUAUGGCUCAAUGAGAACGAAGUGACGGCUAAUAACGAGAUGUACGACGCAUUUUACAGCAAAGCGAGAUCGUUGCGCGUUACAUACCGUGAACAGUUUGAGGAAAUUUACGGCAGCAAACUAUCCUCGGUUAGUGAUCUGAAAAAACCGAUGUUGUUGAUUGAGCACGUGAUGAAGAGUGCGGGUAUCCCGCUUGAGGACCUUGAAGGAUGCUGCCCGCCCACACAAUUAAGACAGCUGUUUCGGCUCCUGAGAGCAUCAAGUAUCCAGGAAAGUGUUGCUCAGUUUUACGGUGAUGAAGUUGAUCAUGAGCCCAUUGAAAGAUAUUUUCGAGUGCAAGUGGCAUUGCUACUGUAUUUCUGUUUGGACAGGGCCUACUUGAGUGUAUGGAAACAGCAUACUCAAAGUGGCGCUCAAAUUGCCAACAAAAUGCGCUCAUUGGCAGACUCGCUUGCGGUACAAUUGAGCGUGCGUGAUGAUAUGAAAUUGACUUUACUCGCUUUGUGGUUAGUUGAGAACGCAGUCGUAGUGAAGACGUCAGGUGAGGACCAAGUGGCUGUUAUUUACGAAAAUGCCAUUGCUUGUUUGCAACAGUCGAGUGCAAUGCAUCUUCACCAAAAGUACGAUCUAGAAGCUGACUUGAUUUUUCGUUUGCUCGAGACGUUGGUGCACCGGGGUGAAAGUCUUGUCGCAUGGAAAGUCUGGAACACAUUCGGAGUAAAGCUAGAGAAGUCUCCUCCCGCAGCAACAGAGUUGGUUGUGGUCAUAUCGUUGGAGUUAGAAUUUUGGGAGCGCGCACUGUCGUUAAUUCGCAGGCAGAAACGCCCAGACCUACUAGAUCUGCUAUUCAACUGGUUGAUGAAAAGUCAUCGUCUUAAGGAGCUAGUUCACGGUGUGACUCUACUGCCUACAGAAGAGAAGCUAUUUCACGCAUACAUGAUGGAAAGCAAUGUUAUAACGGAUGAAGAUGUUCUCCGAGAUGACAACAUUAAGCGUGUAGACUUCCUCGUGAUGUACUAUAUUCUCCGAAACAAGAACGAGCAAGCCUGGGAUGUUCAUCACGAACACCUGGCGAUGAUUGGAGCCAUGUGCGGUGGCGAUACCGAGAUUAUGAGGGCUGUGUUGAACCAGCCAAGCUUGCGCAUCCGUGCAGCGUUGCUCUCUAACAUGUGCCCUAAGCCUCCUUCAAAGUCGAACUCGCAAAGAAGUAGGAAUGCCAAGAUACGGAUUGAAGGUCGACAGCGUCGAGAUUUUACUAAGCCUGCGCUGUUCGAGAACGAAGAGAUGGAAGACAUAUUCAAUUCCGACACACCGGUACCGGCACCGGCACCGAUGGAAUCGAGCUUUAUGGAGCUGCAAAGAAUGGCGAAAACAGGUGAACUUAACUACUCUCCAGGUAUUUUUUCGUCUCGACAAGGAUUUAGUGUUCGAACUCGGUCCACGGAACCACCUACACCUCUUGUGACCGACAAGAUGACACUAACGCCGAUGAAAUGCAAAGGAAAGGACAAAAUGAGCGCAGAUGAUACUUAUGCAGAGCCCGUCGGCUCGAGUCAAAACUCACCUUUGCACACGCUCACCAAGCUGAACCCUAUUGUCACUACUUCCACUGGGUCAGGUGGUAUGGCUCGUCAAGCCCUGAACUUUGGUCAAUCGCCGGCAAUGCAUUCUAGUGCACCCUCUACACCGUUGCAGCCUCUCGUGUCCCCGUUUGGCGAUCGUCGUCCACUUGGCAAAGCGCCAAUCCGAACCAAGAUCAAUUCUACCUUUGCAUACACAUCGUUGGCACCGUCCGCUUCGAAAGCGGCAGGCUCUACAAGUGAUUUCACGCUGAAGCCACGCAAAAAUAAUGACAGCACAACGGAUGAUAUCUCUCUAGCUGAAGCACGGAGUCUUGCAACGGUGGUGACUGAUGUACCUGAGAAUCGGACGAUGCAGGAGGUCUCGACACCACCCCCUGAUACAGACUCUUCUGCUGUCAUGGAGACUCCAAAGCGAUAUCAAUUCGUACGCGAGCCGUUAACGGAUUCCCGUUUUGAAGUAGCACACUCAGAUUCAGAUUAUCCGAUGUCACCCGCAACAGAGGAACUCGAAGGCACGAUGAAGCUAGAGAGUAUUGAAGACGAGUUGGGUACACCAAUUUCUCACUCAAGAGGACGGCGGAAGAAACCAGCAAGCGCUCCCGUGCGUCGCAAUCCUCGACGGUCAACACGUCAAAAGUACUAA